AUGCCGGCGACGCUAGUGCAGAAGAGGGUGCAGCGGAUGCACAGGACGAUGAGCAGUGGAUUUGCGGCGCCGCGUUUUUUCAAAUCCGCAGCAAGCACAACACAGCGUUCACAGGCGGUGGAGGGCGAGGCAAACCAACCCCUUGCGGGGACGCCUGCUGGGCCGGAUGAGGCCGAGAAAGCGGUGGCGGAGGAAUCGGAGGAAGAGAGUUGCGACUACGGGUGUGCUCGGCCGAAGGCAGCAGCGCGCGUGUCCGCGGCAGAGGACAGCGGUAGCGAGUCCCCGACUUCAGCAGAGAAGUCUGCGAUAGAGGCAGCAGCAGCCAUAGUGCCAGACGCUGAAGACCAAGAGGCGGCUCCUCAGGAGGACGGCGAAGCGCAGGCGGCCACGGCUGACGCCGACGUUGUGGAUGACUCCUCCGACGAGGCAACAGCAGAGAAGGGGGGCGGGGGGGAGGCCGUGGCGUCAGCGGGAGCAGCUGACGAAAAACAAGGCCCCACGGAUGAGAGUCUCCUCGAGGCGAUUCGUGGUAUUCCUGGGGAGGUGGAGGAUAUUGGGAAGCUCACUGCCAAGCAGGUGAUCGCCAUGCUCGAGAAACGUUUCUCGUGCUCGCUGGAGCACCGCAAGAAGUUCAUCAAGGCGGAGCUCGUGGAGGUCGUGCAAGCUGCUCUAGGCGACGGCGAAUCUUCCUCCUCCUCGUCUUCUGCCUCAGACAGCGAUGUCGGUGAGGCUAGCGAGGGCGAACAGCAAGAGGGGUCGUCUUCGCCCGAAGAUUCCGACGACGAGGCGACGGCUGCUCUCGACAAGGAAUCCGAUCAAGAAGGGCAGAAGAAGCAGCAGCCGACGUCCGACCAAGACAGCAGUGACAACGGACUGGAGUCGUCCUUGUCCGACGAUGCCGGCGAGCUGGAGGACAUGCCGGUGAUGCCCCGCCCCGACCCCCGCAAGACCUCCGCCCGGAGAGCGCUCGCGAAGGCCAAGGUGAAGCGCGCCAUCCGCCGUGCGAAGACGGGCACCGUUAGCGGCGGCGGCGGCUCCUCCUCCUCCGAGAGGUCGGCCGCGGCGUCUUCAUCAGACUCGGACACGGCAUCGGUGGCAUCCGGUACCAGCGGCAGCGGCAGCGGGCACAAGCGCACGAAGAAGCCGGCUCAGCGCAGGAACAGGAAGAGCAGUGGCGGUACCCCCUCCUCCUCCUCCUCCUCCUCUGACGAUGAGGGCCCCGGGUCCUCUGAUGCUGCAGCCGGCAAGACCAAGAAGAAGCCGGAGGGUAGCAAGGGUAAGAAGAGCAAUGGACGGGGGGCAAGCGCGAAAGCUACGAAGAAGAUAACGAAGAAGAUAACGAAGAAGAAAGGGGCGGCGGACGAGGGCGGAUCGGACUUGGUGGAUUCGGACGAAGGAAAGGAGGAGGCCGGAGUGGAGGGUGCGGACGAAGCGCCUUCGAAGGUCGUAAAGGCUGUGGUCCAAGAGGAGCUCGACGACGCCAACGAGAAGAAGGCGGCGGAGAGGAAGAAGGCCGCGGCCGAGCGGCAGCGGCAGCUGGACGCUCUCCGCGUCAUGAACGCGGCGCAGCUCAAGGAGGCGACGCGCGCGCAGCAGGGCACCCUCCUCGCCAAGAUCAAGGAGCGGCAGGACGCCCUCCGCGCCGCAAUCGUCGCCAACGCCAAGGAGGAGCUCAAGUCCCUAAGGGCGGAGGCGCGCAAGGCCGCCGGCAUCACCGAAGAGGAGGAGGAAGAGGAGGAAGACGAUGGGGGAGGGGAGGAGAAGGGAGAGGUGGAGGGAGGAGCGGGAGGGAUGGAGGUCGAGGGGAUGGUAGAGAAGGAAGAGCGCGCCGUCGCGGCGGCGGCGGCGGCGGCGGAGGUAGCAGAGGGCGGGGAUGAAGGGGAAGAGGAGGAAGAGGAGGAGGAGGAGGAGCAGGAGGAGGAGGAGGAUAGCGAUUUCGCCAUGAAGGCGAAGGGUCCUACCAAGGGCGCCCUUGGCCCUGCGGAACAAGGCAGCGCGUCCGGCGAGAGCGGGUCGUCUGACUCCGACUCGGAUGACUCUGAGGCAUGCGGUUCAGCUCCCCCAAGGCCGCCGACAAGAGCCGCAACGCAAACCGAAAGAGGCUGGCCGCGAGCGCGCGCACCGUCGCCAGCGACCGCUGGGCCGCGCAGCUGGGUUUCCGGGACGGGCAGGAGCAUAUCCGCGAGCUCAAGACUGCUUCGCAUGGAAAGGGGAGGGGGGUCGACGGGAAGGUUCAAGGAGAUUGAGCGCCGACGGGAGGCCCACAAGGAGCGGGAGCGCAAGAAGAAGGAGACCGAGGCGCUCGCGGCGCAGCUCCUGGAGUACGCCAAGCACGCCGACGAGGACGAGGAGGAGUUCGGGGCGACGGGCGAAACGAGCGGCGGCGCGGCCGCUUCGACCGCUGCCGAUGGUGACCGCGAGGAAGGCGCUGCACCACAGGUGGACGCUGGUAGCGCCGCCGCCGCCGUCACCGCCGGCGAGUCCACGGGGACCACCACCACUGCAGACGGCUCCUCGUCAUCAUCGUCAUCUUCGUUGUCAUCACCAUCGUCCCCGAAGAAAUCCGACUCGCAGGGCGUGAGCUCGACGGCCGCCGAGCCCACGGCGGAAACCGUCCCUGGGGGGUCGACCGAGGCGAGCCGCCAGGAGGAACCAAUCGCCGCUUACGAAGCCGUCGAGUCCGCCAAGCAGCAGAACGAGGAGCGUGGCGAACCCAAGCCCUCGCCUGCGGAAGGUGUUGCCGGUGUACCCGAGCCGGCUUCCGGGGAUGGGGACAAACCCGGAGACGCUGCCACCGGUACGGCCGCUGCUUCCGCGGCGCCGACCUCCUCGGGAUCUCCCGUUGCCGCCGCCGCCGUUACAGCGGCUGCGCCGGUUGUUGUGCCACCCGCCCCCGCGGCUCCCCCGAUCCCCCGGCCUAAGAUUGUGCGGACCUACGGACGCAAGCAGACCAGCCGAGGCUCGGAGGAUGCUGCGGACGGGGAAGGCUUCCUGGCGGGGUCGGCGGCGCCAGGGGGGGCACCCGGGGGACGAGCCGCGGACGGGCCCGCCGCCGGCGCGGGCGGGAAGAAAAGCACCAUGACGGCUGAGUCGCAAGCUCUCUGGGAGGAGGAAGAAGACGAGGAGGGGGAGGAGCUACCGGCGUCACCGAGGGCAGCGGGAGCGAGCCUGGCCGAGGACAGCUGCACCUUCUCGUUGGCGUUGGACGACUUCAGCGACGAUGACGGGGGGCGUGCGGCGGAGGAACCGCGGCCCACGGAAGACGGCAGUGCCGCUUCCCCGGUGUCGUCGUCGCCAGCACCGUCCAAGCCUGAUGAUGAUGAUGAUUAUGAUGAUGGGGGCCACUCAGAGGCGGGUACGAAGCGUAAGCUCGAACCGCCGGCAGGAGACGGCAGCAGCGACGACGCCGCGGACAGCGGCGUGGCGACGGAGACGGCGAUAACGGAAGCACGUACCGCCUCGGGAACCUCGCCGACCGAGGGGGACAGCACGGCUCCGGCUGCGGCUGCGGCUGCGGCUGCGGCUGCGGCUGCGGCUGCGGCUGCGGCGGCACCGGCGACAGGGUCUUCCUUCGUGAAGAAGAAGCUCAAGGCCGACGGCGAGCUAGAAACGGCGCCGACCCAGCCCAGUCUGUCGAACUUCUUCCAGAAGGGCGCUGGGCCGGCGUCGGCUGCGGAAUUAUCAGCGGCGGCGACGACGGCAAUGAUGCCACCCUCGAAGAAGAAGAAAACGGGAAUCGCGGCGUUCUUUGGCGACAGCGGCAACGACGUCCCGGCGGCUGCUCCCGAAGCGGUAGUUCCGGAGGGGACCCCCGAAGGUCGGUCGACGAUUGCCUCCGACGAGGCCGGUGAUGGCGAUACGGUUUCGGUGGCAGCCGCGGCAGCAGCAGGCACGAAGGAGACCGAACCGUCCGCUGCGGAGAGCAAGAACAACCCAGCAGCCGAGCCCGUCGCCGCCGCGCCAGCGGCAGCAGCAGAAAAGGAGAAGGAAGACGCCGAUGGGGGUGCGGCAGACGACGAGGCAGAGGAGAACCAGGAGGAGGAAGAAGAAGAACCUAAGGAGCCCAAGGACCGUUCCGCGAAGUAUCGGGCGAUGCUCGAGGCGGAGCGGGCCGCCACCAAGAAGGCCAAGAAGCUCCGCAAGUCCGGGAUGAUGGACGACGAGGCCGAGGAGGAGGAGGAAGAGGAGGCCGUCCGGGGGCUCGGCGACUUCGGUUUCGGGGUGCCGGCCGGAGGGACGGGAACGUCGGCGGCCGGCGGUGCCAAGAAGGGCGACGACGAGGAGGAUGACAUCGACGACGAGAUUCGGGAAGAGGACCUCGAAGGCAUUGUCGACACCUUCUCCGACGACGAGGGGGACAAGGCCGCCCAGGACACCUACAUCAACGACGAGAACGCCGCCGGCGACCGGCGGGAGCUGAAGGAGAUGGUGAGGCGUGUGCGGGAGGGCUUCGGGGAAGAGCGCGGCGGCGGGCGCGGGCGGGGCGGCAACGCCCGCGGGAACCUCCGUCUCGACGAGCUGACGAGAGCCGACAAGAGCACGCGGGGGGAAGCGAGGCGGCUCGGCUUGCUCAACAGCGAUGAGGAAUGGAGCGAUGACGAGAAGGCCGAGGACGCCAAGGGAGGGGCGGCGAAGGACGACCUAGAAGAGCUGGACGAGCUGCAGCUGGGCGAGCUGCUUGCCAGGGAGCAACGCGCAAGGCACAUGGGGCUCAGCCAGUCCGCCGUGGAGUGCCUGGCGUCGUCUGAGAGCGAGGGGGAGGACGACGACCCCGCCGAUGGCGACGGCAAGAACGAGGGUAAGGAGGAGGAAGAGGAGGACCGGAGAGAGGAGGCCCGCGUGCAGAAGCUGUGGGUGAAGAGGGCCAAGCGCAGGAGGGUGUUGGCGGAGGUGGAGCAGUCCGCGGCGGGGGGGGACAGCCAGGGGCCGGAGCUUCUCAUGCAGGAGGACGAAGACUCCCAGGCCAUUCUCAGCCUGCUCCAGUGCACCAACAGCCGCCUCGGCUUCUCCGCUUCUACCGGGGGAGGCGGUGUUGCCAGCGGGGACGGUACGGCCGGGGCCGCGGCGGCGGCGGGAGACACGGGCGGGAGUAGCACCACCGGCGGCGGCGGUGGCGGCGGCGGUAGGCGGCGGGCCCGCGACGAGUACUCGGGCGAGCUAGACGCUAACGAGGUCGCGAACGGCUUUGGGAUGGGCAUGUCUUCAAAGCUCCUGAAGCGGGCCAAGAGCGACGGCACCGAGCCGACGGACGUGACCAACGCCGAGGCCCGCGCGCGCAUGGACCGCGCCUUCACCAUGCCCCAGUUCGUCACCUCAAGCGCUGGGUAUGCGGGCUCAGCACGCGCCAAGAAGGUUCAGCGCCAGGGCUCGUUCCUGUCGCGGUCGGGCAGCUUCCACUCGCGCUCCGGCUCCCUCGCGUCCGGCAAGACCACGGUGUCCGCCUCCAAGUUCGUCUUCAUGUCCAGCGUUUCUGGUGCCGCCGCCGGCGGCGCUGCCGCCGACGACAACUGCGCGCGCACCGGCUUCGAGGAGCCUGCCGCGAGAGACGUUGGUGCUGGAAAAGAGGGAGGGGAGGGGUGGAGCACGAGCCGUCCGCCCUUUUCCGCGUCCGGUGCCAACUCUGCCGCCGGGAAGAAGGCCAGGGCGGGGGCGUUCAGUGGCAUCAGCGCGCUGAAGAAGGGGAAGGGGGUGGGGAACCCCGGGGGUGGCGGCGACAAGGGCAGGUUGUGGAAGGGGCUGUGCGCGAGCGGGAAGCAGAAGGCCCGGCGCUGA
Messenger RNA from Ectocarpus siliculosus, 5772 nucleotides. NCBI's taxonomy places the organism in Eukaryota, Phaeophyceae, Ectocarpales, Ectocarpaceae. The record is from the annotation of a GenBank genome assembly.